This is a messenger RNA of Capsella rubella, 853 nucleotides long. Its product is annotated as protein MICRORCHIDIA 4-like. The record is from RefSeq and is a predicted model, not a curated record. The transcript has 2 exons. NCBI's taxonomy places the organism in Eukaryota, Viridiplantae, Streptophyta, Magnoliopsida, Brassicales, Brassicaceae. Bases 95 to 418 code for a protein of 107 amino acids.
CUAGAAAAAAUCUCUGUACGUAUCUUGCAAUUAGCUAUUCAGAAGAGUCGUCGUUCUCAUCAGCAAAGUGAGAUUCAAGGUUUCGAUAAACUCGAUGCAGGAGGAUCAGGUACCAACUUCUACUACUUUCUCGACUUCGAAACCCACCGCUGGUAACAGAACCAUUCCGCCGCGAGAUGUUACCGAUCUUAGUAGCGUCGACGAAGGAGGAUCCGAGUUUGGGGAAAUCGGAACUGCUGAUGCUGAAAGCGUGGUCCGAAGAACCGGUAGUGAUGUCUCCGCAACAAAGAGAGCGAGAAGUGAUCCGAUAGCGUCUCCGGCGAAGAAGCGAGCAAUUGUGUUCCCGGAUUGCUUAAAGCCAUCGGAUUUGGCUCACCCGGCGACGCCCUGUAACGUUGGGGCAACGCCUUCUUCGUAGCCCUGGGCAUAUAAUCCGGAUCCGAAAAAACCGAUCCGAACCGAUCCGAAAAAUCCGAUUUGGAUCGGUUUCGGUUACUAUGUAAAAACCGAUCGGAUUUUAUGUUGAACAUGAUUCGGAUUUCGGAUUUAAACCGAUCCGAACCGAAAUCCGAUCGGUUAUCUGCUAACCCGAAUACACAUGGUCUAAUACAUCACAUAGUAUACAUAUAAUCUCUAUGUUUUUGUACUUCAACGCUCAAACCUCUUUUUUACGUCGGAUUGUUCGGAUUUAGAGUGUAAGUUUCGGAUUUAUAGUGUAGAAUCCGAAUCCGAAACCGAUCCGAAAUAUGAUUCGGUUUAAACUCGGAUUUGUAAUAAAAUUUGAAAACCGAUCCGAAUCCGAAAAAAUCCGAACCGAUCCGAUCCGAAAACCAGUCGGAUUCAAAUCGGAUUC